AUGGAGUCCCCUAAAUGGUCCAGCAAGAUCAGCGAAGUGGUUCGACUCCGGCCGCUCCUCAAGAAGUCGAGGACCUUCGCAAAUUCGCCGAGAACUGUCACAACCACUGCCGCCAUGAGCCCAAAUCGCAGAGGAAUUCACAAGAGCAUCAGCUUCCUUAAAAGAACCAUCUCUUCUCUAUCAUCAGACAGUGAUGACAGCGACAACAACAAGAAGCACAGCAGCAGCAGCAGCAGCAGCAGCAACGUUGUUCCGAAAGGCCACCUCGCGGUCUGCGUCGGUGAAGAGCUCGAGAGGUUCAUCAUCCCGAUGCACUACUUGGGCCUCCCGGCAUUCAGGCUCUUGCUGCGAGAGGCCGAGGAGGUGUUCGGAUUUACCCAGACGGGUGUGCUGAGGAUCCCAUGUGAUGUUCCGGUGUUCCAAAGUGUUCUGGCGAUGGUGGAGGGGAAGAAGAAGGCGGUCAAGAAUGGCGGUUUGAUGAUGAAAGAACAGUGCAGGCUCAGUGCAGACGAGAUCUCUGUCUUAUAUGUUAUACCAGAGAUGUUGCUUCUUAAGAGAUAUAGGCUGUACUGUAUAUUCUAUGUCAAUGGAUACAGAUUCGCAGAAAGUAUUGACUAA
Rhodamnia argentea is the source of this 618-nucleotide messenger RNA. RefSeq lists its product as uncharacterized. Gene Ontology annotation, biological process: response to auxin. The transcript is spliced from 2 exons. NCBI's taxonomy places the organism in Eukaryota, Viridiplantae, Streptophyta, Magnoliopsida, Myrtales, Myrtaceae. Bases 1 to 618 code for a protein of 205 amino acids. The record is from RefSeq and is a predicted model, not a curated record.